Molecule: messenger RNA, 2048 nt
Organism: Punica granatum (pomegranate)
Lineage: Eukaryota; Viridiplantae; Streptophyta; Magnoliopsida; Myrtales; Lythraceae
Source: RefSeq, a predicted model, not a curated record
UUUAACAUUUGCACAAGAUUUCUGAGUGAAAAUUUGCAUUUUGUUAGGUAUGCACGAGAGCCAGUCGAGGCUUCAUUCAGCAUAUCACUAACUGAGCAAUGCCAAGGGUCCUGGGAGGGAUCUUAUUAGUACAUAUCAAACAGAUCGUGAUUGCAGGAGGUGCUUCUUGAAUUUGCAUGUUACUACGUGUGGCUCAUUUGCACUCGCACGGGUCAAGCAACCUUUUGCAUUUCGUUCUCGGUUCCAACAUUUGGAUGGCAAACUUGGGCUUCUAGGUCAUGACCUCUCCGUAUAUACGGCUAACUCAGUAUGCUCAGCUGCAACAUCUCAAGAGUGUCUGGCAACGAGCUCACUCAUUCAAACGCUCCUCUCUCGUAACUUGAAAGUAGAGAAGCUCGUCGUUACUUCAUCUUCCGAUUGAUAGCGAAGCAGAUGGGGCCGCCGUCGAAGGGCGUCCGUACAAUCUCGCAGGAGGCGUUCGAGGAUCUGGUGAGGGAGAACAUGGAGGAUCUGGGUAUGGAACCCGCCGAGGCCAUCCAAGACGCCAUUGACGCUCUCACCCUCCAAGGCGUCGAUCUCUCCGGAAUCGUCAUGUGUUUGCCCGGAGAGGGUGGUGUGAAAGAUAACCCUAUCAUACAGUGCUUGGAGAGAUUGAAGCAAUUAGAUCGUGAUUGCAAGAAUCAAAUGGAUGAGGGCGUGCACGAUGAGCUGGUGGAGUCGCUCGAUAAGCUCACCCAUUUGUGCUCGGAAAGCGAUUUGGGAAAUGCAGCCAUUGCAACGAGAAAUGGCGGGGUGGAAGUGGUGUGCUCUGUUUGCUCGAAGAUCCCAGAGAAUUGUGAUAAGGUUCUCGUCUCAUCUUUGAGAGCAUUGGGGCCGCUUCUUCAUGAUACACAAAGCCAAGAAUUGUUUAAAAAUUGUGGUGGACCAAGGAUUCUUUUGCAUAUCCUUGAUGAAAGUCAAAACUCGGACGUACUGAACAGCGGUUUCACUCUAGUUGCUGCUGCUGCCACUGGGAAUGAGAUUCUUAAAGAGUCCUUUAUGGAACUUAAAAUUGGUGAACUUAUUAUGCUCGUAUUGAGCAAACAGGGCAGACUCAGGAUCCAAAGCUUAUAUGAUGCUAUACGUGUUCUAUUAACUGCUGAUGAUAAUCGGGUUGUGGCUUCACAAGUCUAUGGUUAUGCUCGAAAAUUUGCAAAAGUUGGAAUUGCCGGAGCUCUAGUUGACUCGCUCCAUGAAGGGCUAAGCUCACCUACGCUAAUUUCAGCAAGCAUUGCCUUGAAGUCCAUGGCUGUUAAUGAUGAAAUUUGUAAAUACAUCGCAGAGAAUGGUGGUAUUGAUGCACUUCUCCAGGGUAUUGAUCAUAGUGGUGAACAGGGAAACAAAACUGCAGCCAGAGUUUGCUGUUCUUUAUUAUCAAAGUUAGCAGGAAGUGACGCGAACAAGAAUGCUAUUGUUGAGAAGGGGGGAAUGAAUAGGCUUAUUAAACUCUCAGCCCGGUUUAGUGACGACCCUUCUGUUCUUCAAGAGGUCAUGUCUAUUAUUUCUGUACUCUGCUUAAGGUCUCCAGAGAAUGCAGCCCGUGCCAUUGAAGCGGGAGCUGGAGAUCUUGCUCUUCAAGCGAUGGAAAAAUUUCCUGCUGCCCUGCGGAUGCAGAGGAGCUCCUGUCUCAUGAUCCGCAAUCUCGUAGUCAGAAAUGCUGAAAACAGAGCUCUUCUGCUCGGGAAUGGAAUCGAGAAGUACAUAAGAAUGGCGAAGCAAAACCACGACAGCUGCAAGGAUGCUGCAACUGAUGCUUUGAGGGACUUGGGGCUUGACAACUACAACUCGUGAACUCUAUCUUCGUAGUAGCCAUAUGUGCUACAAGGGCCAUCUCAUCUUUGGCUUCGAAUUCUUGAAUUUUGUUAGGUAGUGACAAGUGUGAUCGUAUGCGUCUUUCCUCAACAUGCCCUCUGUGAGUGUCGAAGAAACAGAGGCAUUUCCGUUUGUUGUCCAUUUUGUGUGACAUAUGAUUAUGUCCAAAGGUUUCUUUUCAUCGGUGGGUAAAUUCC